AUGAGUUUGCCACCGAAAGUAGUCCCCAAACCCGCUGCCGCCGUCGCCGCCAGCGGACCUGGAAGCGGCCCCUCUCCAUCGAGCCAACUGCGGGCUACCCUGACCUCCGUGUCGCUGCCACCCGGAGCCCCGGCGGUCCCCCAGCCCGGAGCCGUACCACCAACUCAAAUUCCUCGGGUUCAGCAGUCGCUGGAUGACAGAAUCUUCUCUACGCAGCCUGGAGUGGCUGCCGUCUAUAGCCUCCCCAGGCACGCUGGCCCCCCUUACACCCCUCACGACAUCACAAAGGGACACCCAAGCUUGGCGGGCACCCCACCCGGUCAUGCCCACUCCCCGGCGCUCUCUCAGGUAUCCGUACCCCCAGCUCCCACGUAUCGCUAUCCUAAGGGCUGGGAGACGGGCGGAGGGUCUCCAUACAACCCUGGGCAGAAUGCUGGCGCCGCCCCUCUAGUGUAUUCUCCUCAGACGCAGCCAAUGAAUGCACAGCCACAGAGUCGCCCAUUUGCAACGGGCCCACGACCGACCCACCAUCAGGGAGGAUUCAGGCCCAUCCAGUUUUUCCAGAGGACUCAGAUGCAGACUGCAAGGCCCACCAUCCCCACGAACACCCCCACCAUACGACCCGGAUCCCAGGCUCCAACGGCAGCCGUCUACCCCACUAAUCAAGCCAUCAUGAUGACCAUGGCGCCCAUGCCUUUCCCGUCACCACAGGCUGCACCGUACUACAUCCCACCGUAUCGCCACAGCGCUGCCUAUGUGGCGCCUCCUCAGCAGUAUUCUGUCCAGCCCCCAGGGUCAGGUACCUUCUAUCCAGGUCCAGGACCAGGGGAAUACCCGUCCCCGUACCAUCCCCUCAGGUACCACCCACCUGUGUCACCCUCAGUUCCUGCCCCCGUUCCCACAGCUGGCCCGCCCUACUACCCAGGGCAGACCGUGUACUCGGCCUCGCCGCCUAUCAUAGUGCCUACACCACAGCAACCUCCACCAGCCAAGCGCGAGAAGAAAACGUCCUCACAGAUUCGUAUCCGUGACCCCACUCGGGGUGGACGGGACAUCACUGAGGAGAUUAUGGCGGGGGGUUCGGGGAGCAGGAACUCAACGCCCCCCGUCGGCCCGCCUUCCUCUACUCCAACACCCCCUCAGCAGUCGCUGAGCAGCAGGCAGACUCCGGAGCUGCAGUCGCCCUCGCAGUCGCAGCACGCCACUUCUGGAGGCUUUGUGCCAGAACCCUCUGCGCCCUCGCAGCAGCCGCAGCAGGCAACGACAACAGAGGCCCUCGACACCAAACUAGGGCCAGAUGAGACACCAAAAUUGGAGGCGUUUGUGGAAAAGUCUUCCUCACCUGUGCUGCUGCAGCCGGAAGCUCCCCUAGAAAGACUGGAAGUUGGCCCUCUUGUAGUAGAGAACUCUUCCACUGUUGAACCACAACUUGCUUUUGCUGCCUCAGAGCCAGCCCUAAUGACCCUCCCGACCACGGCCGUCAACAGCGGUGACCGGCCCCCUUCAACUGCUUCAUUCUCUUCUAAGGCACCUUGUAAUACCAAUGCUGACAAACCGAUCUCGGCUGCUCCCUCUCGGAUUCUGACAGUCUCACCUUCACCAGUUCCCAAGGCUGUGAACGGCAUUGCAGAUCCUGACACCGAACUGGAGACUUCGACCCCUGAACCACCUCUGGCGUCCCCAUGCGGAGCACGUCCUCUUGCUUCUUCUCCCGCUUUCCAAGACGCCUCUUCAGAAACCUUACCCUCUGACAUUAGGCCUGAAGUGCCAAUUGCUGCUGAUCUAGCUCCCAUGGCGUCUUUGGCGGUGGUGCCCGUUGCCCUGACGUCAAGCUCUGCCACUGCUUUGCAAGUCAUGCUACCCCCUGGUCUUCCGCCUCUGGUGCAGGCCGCUGCAGAGACCGACGAGCUGAAGCAGCCCCAGGACAGCAAAGAUCUCGUCUCCAGGAUGGGGGGAGAGGAACCUGGAGUCAUUACUGAAGCAGAGUCCCAGCUUAAUUUGUUCACUAGGAAGAGCCCCACUACAGUAAAUCAGGCUACCACUGCUAUACCAAAGACCUGGAGGAAACCAAAUGAAUUGCUCCAUGCCGGAGAUGCACACCAGAAGGAGAACGAGGAAGAGCCUCAGCCUGUAGAUUCGGUUGCUGUGGAACCAAGGCUGCAGUUGGGUCUACCCCUGGCCCCACCAUCAGUCAUCUCCUCUGCCGACAGCCCGGCUCCUACGGGCAGCCCUGAGACCAACAGGAAACUAGCUGUCCCAGAGGAGAAUGGCGAUACUGAACCGGAGCCCUUAAGGAAUGGCGCUGGCCACAUGUCAGAGACAGAGAGUAGUGACAGCGGCGUUUCGCCAGGGGAAAAGGACAGUUCCACCGGGGCCUCGCAGGACAUAGAGGUUGGUCCAGACCUGUCUGAUCCCAGCAAGAAACGACAAUACGACAGGGGCUUCCUGUUGCGUUUCCAGUUCAUGCCCGCCUGCAUACAAAAACCCGAGGGUCUCCCACCUAUCAGCGAUGUGGUGCUCGACAAGAUGAAUCAAAACAAGUUGCCUUCUCGAGUUGUGGAUCCUAGGGUGAUUUCCAGGGGACCUGAUUUCACACCGUCUUUCGCCGACUUUGGUAGACAGAUGAGUGGUGCACGAGGCACUAUGCUCAUGAACAUGGGCACGCGGCGGCCUCCUCCCAGGAAGAUCAUCAUGAACGUGUCGGUGAACGACGAAGUUAAACUGCAGAAAGCAGAGAACGCAUGGAAGCCUGGCGCUAAGCGGGAGUGUGUGGAUGAGGACCCUGAGACGCUCAGAACACAGGAGCUCUUCAGGAAAGUGCGCAGCAUCCUGAACAAGCUUACACCUCAGAAGUUCGGCCAGCUGAUGAAGCAGGUAACGGACCUCACCAUCGACACGGAAGAGCGACUCAAGGGGGUGAUCGACCUGGUUUUCGAGAAGGCCAUCGACGAGCCGAGCUUCUCUGUGGCCUACGGGAACAUGUGCCGUUGCCUCGCUGAGCUCAGAGUGCAAAUAGCUGACAAGCCCAACAACACGGUCAACUUUCGCAAACUGUUACUACACCGCUGCCAGAAGGAGUUCGAGAAGGACAAAGUGGACGACGUGGUGUUUGAGAAGAAGCAGAAGGAGCUGGACUCUGCUGAUUCAUCCACGGAGCGUGAGCGGUUGCAGGAAGAGCUAGAAGAGGCGAAAGACAAGGCGCGGCGGCGAUCCAUCGGCAACAUUAAGUUCAUCGGUGAGCUCUUCAAGCUCAAGAUGCUGACGGAGGCCAUCAUGCACGACUGUGUCAUCAAGCUGCUGAAGAACCAUGAUGAAGAGUCUCUGGAGUGCCUUUGCAGGCUUCUCACCACCAUCGGCAAAGACCUUGACUUUGAAAAGGCAAAGCCUCGAACGGAUCAGUACUUCAAUCAGAUGGAAAAAAUCGUGAAAGAGAGGAAAACGUCGUCUCGGAUACGCUUUAUGUUGCAGGAUGUCAUUGAACUGAGAAUGCACAACUGGGUGUCCAGACGAGCUGACCAGGGGCCCAAAACCAUUGAACAGAUCCACAAGGAGGCCAAAAUUGAAGAGCAGGAAGAGCAAAGAAAGGUGCACCAGCAGCUGCUCUCCAAGGAAAACAAGAGACGAGGAGAUCUACGAGAACAGAGAGAGCCACGCAUGCCCAGAGAAGAGACCUGGAAUAAUAGUGUGCCCAUGACCAAGAGCAGCAGGACCAUCGAUCCUAAUAAGAUCCCAAAGAUCUCGAAGCCUCAGAUGGAUGAGAAAAUCCAGCUUGGCCCAAGGGCUCAAGUCACGUGGGUGAAGGGUAGCAGCGGCGGAGCCAAAGCCAGCGAUUCAGAAGUAUCGCGGAGCGCCAGCAACCUCAACCACUACUCAGCCCUGCAGUCAACACUCUCGUCUCAACAAGCCUCGUCGAGUUCUCAACAAAAUCCGGACUUCAACUCUAGGAGAACUCUCGGAAGCUCUCGUAGCAGCACAGUGCGAGAGCGUAGCGAGAAGCCACAGGUCCAUACGGUGCCAUCGUUGUCCUCGUCGCUGAGGCCCACGUCGUUUAACAGGAGCGACAGUUCAAAGGAGCUGCGAGACAGCCAACCCCCGGAGGAGACGCGGAGGGAGCGGGAAACUGAAGCGGCUGAGCCCCGCAGAUUGAGCGUUACGGAGGACAAGUCAGAGGUGGAACCAGAGCGUAGUAGGACUAGAGAACCCGUUAAACCUGAGCCAGUGGCACCAACGCCAGAGAGGCUGGUCCUGUCUGAGGAGGACAUGGAGAGGAAGUCCAAGGCCAUCAUUGAUGAGUUCCUCCACAUUAAUGAUUAUAAGGAGGCUGUUCAAUGUGUGAACGAACUGGUUUCGUCCUCUCUGCUGCAAACCUUUGUGCGCGUCGGAGUGGAGUCCACGCUGGAGCGCAGUCAGAUUACGAGGGAACACAUGGGGCUGCUCUUCUUCCAGCUGGUCCAGCAGGGAGUCCUGCCAAAAGACCAGUUUUACAAAGGGUUCGCCGACAUCCUGGAACAGGCGGACGACAUGGCCAUCGACAUUCCUCAUAUCUGGCUGUACCUGGCCCAGCUGCUAACCCCCGUGUUGAAGGACGGAGGCUUCUCUAUGAGAGAGCUCUUCAGUGAAUUAAGCAAACCUCUUCUCGCUGUGGGAAGAGCAGGAAUCCUAAUAUCUGAAAUACUGCACAUACUAUGCAAACAAAUGAGCCAUAGAGCUGUGGGAUCUCUGUGGAGGGAAUCAAACCUCAGUUGGCCUGACUUCCUGCCAGAGGGAGAGGACGUCCACGCCUUUAUCUCAAAACAGAAGUUGGAGUUCACCAUGUCGGACGCCACCUCCGGAGCAGCUCGGUCCAAAAAGACGCUUUCACCCGAGGAGCUAAGCCAGCAACUGGAGAGGCUCCUGUUGGAGGACAUGGCCAGUGAUGAGCAGAUCUUUGACUGGGUGGAGGCAAACCUGGACGAACCUCAAAUGAGCUCUUCACCUUUCUUAAGGGCGUUGAUGACGGCGGUGUGCAAAGCAGCAGUGAAAGACAUCGGCAGCAAUUGUCGGGUAGACACGGCCAUCAUCAAAAGGAGGCUUCCCGUAUUACUCAAGUACCUUAACUCAGACACUGAGCGACAGCUACAAGCACUUUAUGCACUACAGACGCUGAUAGUCUCCCUCGAUCAGCCUCCCAACCUCCUGCGGAUGUUUUUCGACUGCCUCUAUGACGAGGACGUUAUCUCGGAGGACGCGUUCAACAAGUGGGAGAUCAGCAAAGACCCAGCGGAGCAGAACGGCAAAGGCGUGGCCCUCAAGUCGGUGACUGCCUUCUUCACGUGGCUACGGGAAGCCGAAGAGGAGUCCGAGGACAAUUGA
Nerophis lumbriciformis (worm pipefish) is the source of this 5352-nucleotide messenger RNA. The record is from RefSeq and is a predicted model, not a curated record. Lineage: Eukaryota; Metazoa; Chordata; Actinopteri; Syngnathiformes; Syngnathidae.